GUUCAUCCAUUCUCUCUAACUUACUCUCUUCUUUACAUCUCUAUCCCAUUGCUUCAUCCUUCAUCUCUUCAUCUCUUCAUCUUCUAUCUCUUCCGUCGUCUCUUUGCCAUCGCUCUGCUUGUCUGGAUUGAGCAGAGCUCUCUUCUUGUUUCUGUACCUCCUUGAACCGGGACAUCUUCCGCCCCGUCAUCAUGAAGGUCCUCACUCUAUCUGUCCUCCCGCUCCUUGCAGCUGCAUCUCCGGUCCUGGUUGACACCAUUCACAAUGAUGCUGCUCCGGUCAUCUCCUCCUCUAACGCAAAGGAGAUUCCGAAUUCCUACAUGGUCGUAUUGAAAAAGCACGUCACCGAGCGGGAUGCCUCGGCUCAUCACAGCUGGGUUCAAGACGUUCAUCUCUCCCGAGAGACACGCAAGCAAGAGCUACGGAAACGCAGCCAAGUGGCUUUCUCGGAUGACACCGUCUUUGAGGGCUUGAGACACACCUACAAUAUCCCAGGCGGCUUCUUGGGCUACGCUGGUCACUUCGAUGAAGAUGUCAUCGAACUCGUCCGCAGACACCCAGAUGUCGAGUACAUUGAACGAGACUCCGAGGUCCACACCCUCAAAGAAUCUCCUUCCCUCGAAAAGAACGCUCCUUGGGGUCUUGCCCGUAUCUCCCACCGUGACGCCUUGAACUUCGGCGAUUUCAACAAGUACCUCUACUCCGCCGACGGUGGUGAGGGUGUUGACGCUUACGUCAUUGACACUGGUACCAACAUUGAUCAUGUUGACUUCGAAGGCCGUGCCAGCUGGGGCAAGACCAUACCUGCCGGCGAUGAAGAUAUUGAUGGUAAUGGCCACGGCACGCACUGCUCGGGUACAAUUGCCGGCAAGAAAUUCGGUGUUGCCAAGAAGGCCAAUGUCUACGCCGUCAAGGUCUUGAAAUCUAAUGGAUCUGGCACCAUGAGCGACGUCGUCAAAGGUGUUGAGUGGGCUGCGGAAGCCCACUCCUCGGCCCUUAGCGCUGCAAAGAAGGGAAAGAAGAAGGGAUUCAAGGGCAGUGUUGCCAACAUGAGCUUGGGUGGUGGCAAGUCUCGAGUCCUCGAUCUUGCUGUCAACGCAGCUGUUGAUGCUGGUCUUCACUUUGCCGUUGCCGCUGGCAAUGACAAUGCUGACGCCUGCAACUACUCUCCUGCUGCUGCUGACAAGGCGAUCACUGUCGGAGCCAGCACUCUGGCUGAUGAGCGCGCCUAUUUCUCCAACUACGGCACUUGCACCGACAUCUUUGCUCCCGGGUAUAACAUUCUCUCGACCUGGAUUGGCAGCAAGUAUGCCACCAACAUCAUCUCGGGCACCUCAAUGGCCUCUCCUCACAUUUGCGGUCUCCUUGCCUAUUUCUUGUCUCUCCAGCCAGCCAACGACUCAGCCUAUGCUGUUGCCGACAUCACUCCAAAGCAGAUGAAGGCCAAUAUGAUUGCCAUAGCUACUGAGGGUGCUCUGUCUAACAUGCCAUCUGACACUGUCAACCUGCUGGCAUGGAACGGUGGUGGCAAGUCCAACUACUCUGAGAUCGUCAAUGAUGGUGCCUACACCGUCAGCACUAGCUUUUCUGCUGAGGACUAUCUUAGCGAGAAGGCUCAAGAACUCAAGGCCGAGCUCAAGCGUGUCGCCCUGGAGUUGGAGGCUCUGAUUGAAAAGGCAUAAGUGGAUACAGCUCGAUUGUAACUGCUUCACUGCUAUCUAGCACUACUUGCUCACGGUGAAGGGGUCCCUGGAGAAAUGGGACGAGAGCACAUCAAUCACCGAAUAGAAGGCUUAGACCUAGUUAUCGGACUGCACGGUCAGGACAAGUCUAACGGCCACUGUUAUAGGGGGAAUGGAUCUCUUUGUGUUGGACCUCCAAGGCUCUUAUUGUUUACAUACGCUCGUAUCGAUGAAUCAAACCAAACUCUCGCUCACGUGCCUGGAACCUCUUGAUUGAAUAAGUACCAAGACGUGGGAACCUAGUCCCGCGUCAGAAAUAGCCCCCGGAAAGAGCAGUAUCCUCUAUCGGAGGACACAAUCUACUCUUGAUAGCCGCGGACCCAUUUUGUAUGACAGUCACUGUACAUCUAUGAGACAA
Messenger RNA from Exophiala xenobiotica, 2100 nucleotides. RefSeq names its product subtilisin-like protease. The record is from RefSeq and is a predicted model, not a curated record. Gene Ontology annotation, molecular function: serine-type endopeptidase activity. Bases 192 to 1682 code for a protein of 496 amino acids. Gene Ontology annotation, biological process: proteolysis. The transcript is spliced from 2 exons. NCBI's taxonomy places the organism in Eukaryota, Fungi, Ascomycota, Eurotiomycetes, Chaetothyriales, Herpotrichiellaceae.